This is a messenger RNA of Gymnodraco acuticeps, 2549 nucleotides long. It is a transcript of the gene gata5, whose product is annotated as GATA binding protein 5. Lineage: Eukaryota; Metazoa; Chordata; Actinopteri; Perciformes; Bathydraconidae. The record is from RefSeq and is a predicted model, not a curated record. Gene Ontology annotation, biological process: positive regulation of transcription by RNA polymerase II; negative regulation of transcription by RNA polymerase II; cell fate commitment. The coding region runs from base 530 to 1681 and encodes 383 amino acids. The transcript is spliced from 7 exons. Gene Ontology annotation, cellular component: nucleus. Gene Ontology annotation, molecular function: RNA polymerase II cis-regulatory region sequence-specific DNA binding; zinc ion binding; DNA-binding transcription factor activity, RNA polymerase II-specific.
UCACGUGUUUUUGUCCGGUACAAAUCUUCCAGUAGGGGAGCGAAUAGGAGCACACCCAUACCAGCAAUUAUCAGCGGCAGUAACUAUCUCCAGAUACAGCUGCAGGAAGAGAAACUCCGCAGUCCUCCUGGAACAAAAACACCACUUUGGUUUCUUUUGGUGCGCGCAGCUUUUACGCGUAAAACGAGAUCUUUGGAGAGAGUCCUCGCGCUGCCUGGUACGUGUCUCUGUGUGGAGGGAAUACGUUUUAUGCGCUGUGGUACAGAGGACCGGACUGCUUUAUCGCACGCCCGUCCUUAUCUGGUGAGAUAAUACACUGAGAGCCCUUGGAAAUAAAUGCUGUUCCUCAUCAGCACGCGCUAUUAUCAGCCCUGUAUGUGAUUUGAGGACAGAAUUCUCCAGAAUUUAAAUUAGUUGUUAAAAAAGGCCCAGAUUAAUAAUCCUGCAGCAGGAGGAAGAGGCUCGCCUCCACAGGACUGGUCCCAGCCUAACAAAUUAAAACUACAGUUUACGCCACAAAGUUGUGAAAAUGUAUCAGAGCCUGGCCUUGUCCAACCAGUCCCCUUACGCACACGACACCGGGAACUACAUGCACCCCUCCGCCAGCUCCCCGGUCUACGUGCCCACCAGCAGGGUCCCGGCCAUGCUGCCCACCCUGCCCUACCUGCAGACCUGCGACUCGGCCCACCAGUCCCACGGCCUCGGCGGGCACCACGGCUGGCCCCAGAGCGCCGCGGACUGCUCCUCCUUUACGCCCAGCAGCCCUCACCCUGCCCCGCACGGCUUCUCGUACUCGCACAGCCCGCCGGUCAGCAGCAGCACGGGGCGGGAGGCCAGCUAUCAGAGCCCGCUGGUGCUCGGGAACGGCUCCCGGGCGGAGCAGUAUGGGGGCGCGCUGGUACGCUCGGUCGGAGGAUCCUACUCCAGCCCGUACGCGUACAUGAGCCCUGAGAUGGCGACGUCCUCCUGGACACCAGGACACUUCGAGAGCGGGAUGAUCAGUCUGCAGGGCCGGCAUGGAGGCCUGUCCGGGAGGAGGACCAGUCUGGACCUGAUCGACGACAUGUGCACGGAGGGCCGGGAGUGUGUGAACUGCGGCUCGGUGUCCACCCCGCUGUGGCGCCGGGACGGGACCGGGCACUACCUAUGCAACGCCUGCGGGCUGUACCACAAGAUGAACGGGAUCAACCGGCCGCUUAUCAAACCGCAGAAACGACUGCAGACCACCUCUCGCCGGGCCGGGCUCUGCUGCACUAACUGCCACACCAGCACCACCACCUUGUGGAGGCGCAACGCUGACGGGGAGCCCGUGUGCAACGCCUGCGGCCUCUACAUGAAGCUGCACGGGGUGGCCAGACCUCUGGCCAUGAAGAAAGAGAGCAUUCAGACCAGGAAGCGCAAACCCAAAAUGCCCAAGAAUAAAACAUCCACAGGCUGCACUAACUCUGACACCAGCUCCCCAAACUCCCUGUCCGUCUCAGAACACGCCUCCACCAUCAAGAGCGAACCCAACAUGGCCCCCUCACCCUACGCCGGACAGACCGUCACAUCUGCCUCUCAGGUAGCUUCUCAGUUAAACAGCACAGGAUCAGGACAUGUGGACAUUAAAUACGAGGACUACCCCUUUACCCCGGUCUCCAUGGCCCCUCAGAACUCCUGGUGCGCUCUGUCCCAAGCAUGAGGCCCCCCGCACUGACCCAUCCUGAACUGCUCCCAUCCUGAACGGUUCCUCUGGAGCUGAGGAGGAACUGUUGGAUGAACAUCACGUCGGGGCUGAAGCAGAACCUGGUGGAUGAGUUCAGGACUGGAGAACCUUGACCUGAACUGAUCAUACAAACUGUAACACUGGCUCUGUAACUGACCGUUACCUGGACCAUGCUUUAGCUUCACAACGACACAGAAUUGUUUUACCACAGGAUGACUGAAAACGAUACGCAGCUCAUCCCGAGCAAUGAAGAUGAACCAAGUCUCAACGCUGACCCUUUCUCCUGAAGUCACACCCAACAAACAACAAGAACUACCUAUUCCUAAAAGAAAUCUCCAUUGUUGGAGAUACAAAUACAUUUAUAUAUGCACAGACAAUCAUGUGGAAUGUAAAGAGACAAGGCUUUUUAAAGCUGAUAACUGAUUUUCAUUAAGAUGUUGUUGCUGGUAGAUAUUCUCCUCACGGCUUUCUGGGGUGUUUUCAAGAACCUAGUGAUGUUAUGGUCAUCACAGAAAAGAGACAGAAAAUACCUUUUUAUGGCUGUUGAACAUGUCUCAUUAAAAGCGGUAGAUGAUUAACUUUUAUAGGCACAUUAUUUAUGUUGAGAUAAGGGCAGUUAAAAGUUGUGGCUGACACUAAAAGCAGCCAGUGAUAGAGCUCACUGUUGUAGAACGGCUUGUGUGAGGGAUUUUAAAAUACAAACUGCAUCGUGUGAUUCAAUUGAAAAUCAGAACGGUCAUUUUGAUUCGGACAAAAUGAAUGCAUAUCAGAAGUGUAUCAUUUUACUGCUUUAAUAUUUGAAAUGAAUGAAAGUGCAAUGACAAUUAAAGGCACGGCAAAAAGA